Messenger RNA from Coffea eugenioides, 1158 nucleotides. RefSeq names its product L-type lectin-domain containing receptor kinase IV.1-like. NCBI's taxonomy places the organism in Eukaryota, Viridiplantae, Streptophyta, Magnoliopsida, Gentianales, Rubiaceae. The transcript has a single exon. Gene Ontology annotation, molecular function: carbohydrate binding. The record is from RefSeq and is a predicted model, not a curated record. The coding region runs from base 1 to 1158 and encodes 385 amino acids.
AUGUCAUUCAGAUUUCUAACAGCAAUCUUAGCCUACUUUCUAGCUCACAUCGCAGCUGGUGCGGCAGCUUCCAACGAUGUUGCGUUCAUCUAUCAAGGAUUUCAAUCAUCACAUCUAAGCCUGUAUGGAUUAGCCACAGUCACCAAUAAUGGCCUCCUGCGGAUAACCAACACCACCAAAUUACAGACGGGGCAUGCCUUCUAUCCUAAUCCCAUCAAUUUCAAGAGCACAUCUAAUGGUUCAGCUUUCUCCUUUUCCACCCAAUUUGUGUUUGCUAUGGUACCUGAAGUCUCAGGCGUGGUCAGUCCGGGAAUGGUUUUCGUGAUUGCACCAACAAGAAUCGUUACACGAGGGCCCUCCACAAAGUUCAUGGGGCUCUACGAUGGCAGCACCACUGGAAGUGGAACAAAUCACUUUUUUGCAGUGGAGCUUGACACUUUCCAAGACCACGAAUUUGCAGAUAUCAAUGACAACCAUGUCGGCAUUGAUAUUAACUCUGUGAAUUCGACGGUGUCCCGGCCAGCAAGUUACCAAUCUAAUAACAGGAAUUCAUUUGACAACUUAACUCUUAGCAGCGGCCAACGGAUGCAACUCUGGGUGGAAUACGAUGGGGUGGAUGGGAGAAUCGAUGUUACAUUAGCUCCAAUAGCUGCUGCUAAACCAAAUACUCCUCUUUUGUCUUUGUCAUAUGAUCUUUCGCCAAUUUUACAGCAAACCAUGUAUGUUGGCUUUUCUGAAUCCAGCAGUCCACUCGACAUAGGGUUAACUUGUUUUGUACUGGGAUGGAGCUUCAAGAUGAAUGGUGAUGCGCAAGCGCUUGAUAUCUCUAGGCUGCCCAAGCUACCCAGGUCUGGACCUAAGAAAGUUUCUAAAUUUUUCAUCGUGGGAUUGCCCUUGCUUUCCUUACUUUGGCUGUUGAUUAUAGCUUUUGGUGUAGCUUAUUAUUUAAGGAGGAAGUGGAAGUUUGCAGAAGUGCUGGAAGAAUGGGAACUUGCCUAUGGGCCUCACAGGUUCAAGUACAAAGAUUUAUACAUUGCCACCAAGGGGUUUACAGAGAAACAGCUGUUAGGGGAGGGGGGGUCUACAAAGGCGUUUUGCCAACAAACAUGGUUGAGGUUGCUGUCAAGAAGGUCUCUCAUCAAGCAAGACAGGGAAUGA